GGGUCAUUAUAUGAAACCUCCAAUCUGGAUCGCGGAGGUAGCAAUAGAAAGAAGAUAGAGGAAUUCUCUAGGUCUUCUCGUGAGAAACUGCUCCAGUCGAAGAACAAAAUGUUCUCCAAAUUCACAUCGAUUCUCCAGCACGCAGUUGAGGCGCUUGCACCUUCACUGCCCUUGCAGGAAGACUUUGUGUAUCACUGGAAGGCCAUCACACAUUAUUACAUUGAGACAUCAGAUGACAAAGCCCCAGUGACUGACACCAACAUCCCCUCUCACCUGGAACAGAUGCUGGACAUCCUGACCCAGGAGGAGGGAGAGAGGGAGUCUGGUGAGACGGGGCCCUGCAUGGAGUACCUCCUCCACCACAAGAUCCUGGAGACCCUCUACACUCUGGGCAAGGCAGACUGCCCUCCAGGGAUGAAGCAGCAAGUUCUGAGUUUCUACACAAAGCUGCUCGGACGCAUCCGCCAGCCCCUGCUGCCCCACAUCAACGUCCACAGACCUGUACAGAAACUGGUGCGUCUGUGCGGAGAGGUUCUGGCUGCCCCCACAGAGAGCGAGGAGAUCCAGUUCCUCUGUAUCGUCUGUGCCAAGCUCAAGCAGGACCCCUACCUCGUCAACUUCUUCCUGGAGAACCGGAUGAGGAGGCCAGAAGCCCGGAGUCCUGGACGAGAGGAGAUGGACCCUUCGUCUCCAGAUACAGGCCAGCCCCAGGGCCAGGCCCAGGCCCAGGCCCAGGGUGGGACAGCCCCAGGGGAGCCCAGAGCAGCAGCCAGCUCUGCCCAGCAGAACAACAACUACAACCUGGUCUCCUCCCUCCUCAACCUCACCAGGAGCCCGGAUGGCAGGAUCGUGGUGAAGGCGUGUGAGGGCCUGAUGCUGCUGGCCAGCCUACCGGAGCCAGCGGCCGCCCGGAGUCUGACUGAGAACACAGAGCUCUGUGAGCUGCUGACGGGCAGGCUGGUCUCCUUCUACCGGGCCCUGCCCCAGCCCAUGGACCCCCUGGAUAUAGAGACCGUGGAGGCUGUAAACUGGGGGCUGGAUGUGUAUAACCUGAAGGAGGACACAGCUGUGUUCACAGGGAAGAGAGCUCUGAUCUCCUUCCUCUCCUGGCUGGAUUACUGUGACCAACUCAUCAAAGAAGCCCAGAAGACUGCGGGGGCGGUCCUAGCCAGGGCAGUGAGGGAGCGCUUCCUCGUCACGGUGAUGGUGCCACAGCUGAUGCAGACGUCAGAGGUGGGGAUCUUGACCUCCACAGCGCUGCUGAACAGGAUCAUCAGGCAGGUGACGUCAGAGGCCCUGCUGAGGGAGGUGGUGUACUUCCUGCUGGGGGAGGAGUGGGGGCCCGAGACCCUGGCCUCCAUCACACAGCCCCCCCUCCGACACAGACUCAUAGAGCACUGUGACCACCUGUCUGAUGAGAUCAGCAUCAUGACGCUGCGGCUGUUUGAGCAGCUCAUCCAGAAGCCAGAGCAGCAUGUGCUGAGCAGCCUGGUGCUGCGCGGCCUGGACGACCGCAGCUACCUGGAGAACAGACCCCCGGACGAGGUCCUGGAGAACGGCCAGGCCCACGACGCUGUAGACCUGGAGGAGGACCCUCUGUUUGGAGAGGACCUGUCUUCAGAGAGCAGACUGUCCUGCUCUGAUUGGCUGAGCUCAUCUCCACCCCAGAGUCCAGACCACGCUAAGCCUGAUGGGAAGACGGAGGUCCACAAGAUUGUCAACAGUUUCCUGUGUCUGGUUCCUGAUGAGGCUAAAUCGUCCUAUCACGUGGAGGGCACCGGCUACGACACCUACCUGAGAGAUGCCCACAGACAGUUUAAGGACUGCUGUGCGGUGUGUGAGCGCUGGGACUGGCGAUCCAGCGCCCGGCCCCUGGAGAAGUGCAACCUGGACGGGCCCUUCUUCGAGGGACACUUCCUCAAGGUGCUGUUUGACAGGAUGGGACGCAUCCUGGACCAGCCCUAUGACGUGAACCUGCAGGUGACCUCUGUGCUGUCCAGACUGGCCCAGCUCCCUCACCCCCACGCUCAUGAGUACCUGCUGGACCCCUACAUCAACCUGGCCCCCGGCUGCAGGUCCCUGUUCUCAGUCAUCGUCAGGGUGGUCGGGGACCUCAUGUUGAGGAUUCAGCGGAUCCCAGACUUCACCCCCAAACUGCUGCUGGUGAGGAAGCGUCUCCUGGGCCUGGAGCCAGAGGGCACCAGCAUCGACCACCUGACGCUGCUGGAGGGGGUGAUCGUCCUGGAGGAGUUCUGCAAGGAGCUGGCCGCCAUCGCCUUCGUCAAGUUCCACGCAUCUGCCUCCCCCUCCCCCUGACCCCAGCAGGACCAGACUGCACCAGGGUCCCAGGGGGACCGGGGCGUGGGUCAGGGCUUGGGGCCGGUCAUCCCAGCAUUCCCUGGUCCUGGGAACUAAGAUGAAGGGUUGAGGAUGGAGGAGGGAAGGAGCUUUCUCUGGACUGUAGAGCUGCACGUGCUCUGUACCUCCCCCCUUCCUCCCCCCUCCUCCUCUCUUCCUUCAGCAGUACAGACAGGCUGUCGCCCUCUCUCUGUACUCCAUACAGAUCAGGUUGAUGAGGGCGCGGUGUGUGUGUGUGUGUGUGGUUUCCAGAACCACCAGUGUGUCCGCGCUUAAGCCUCGGUAUGGUCUCAGUGACAUGUCAGGGACUUCCUGUUUAAAGAGCCCUCUGAUUGGAUCAGGUCAUCUGUGAUUCAGGCCAUAGGGAGAGGAAUCACUAAUACCCCUCUGCAGUCUAGACGUUUCUACCUACAUUACAGUGAAUGUAAAAUAGAUUCAUCUUCAUUCUAACAUGGAGACAAGGAGCUGCAGUUUGUAUCUGAGAUACUAGAAUCCCCUUUUAUUGCCAAGCCCUCAUAUUUAUUCACAUUUGAUUUCACAUUGCCUUUUCAGUAUACACAAGUUUUUAUUACAAGUAUUUAUAAUUCCUUACAGACUAAGGAGCAAGAACUUACAAAACCAUAUCUUUCAUGUUUCAGAUCAUCGCUAUUAAACCUGGUUGUAGUGUUGUUACCAUGAGAACUGUACAGUAGUGCUAUUCUGGCCUUGCCUUUCUUGUCGCCUUUGUUUGUUUCCGCUGUGUGGAUAGUCUGUAGUAACCACUGACCCUGUCACAGCACACAGCAGUGGCGUAACAGCAGGUCGCCUUUCUGACCUGGAAACCAUGUGCUUGAUCACGGACGUCUUUGAACGGUGAAUUUGUUACAUAUCACAUGAUUAUGUUUUGCAUCAUGAGGGAGUUUAAGUUGGCAUUUGGAAAGAGACAUCUUUCUUUUGCAUCCAUAAUAGUAUUUGUAUGAUCAAAAUGGACACUGUGUUUAUCAGUACCUGUAUGACAGAGCAGUAAUGAUACAUCAUUUUCUAUCUUUAGGGAGUAGAAGGGAGGGGUGGUAAUUCAGGUAUUCAUGUAUUUAGUCUUAGUUCUUGGCUAAGUUUGUGACAGAGUUUGUGACAGACAGCACAUGCGUUUGAUAGAAACUUCUCUUUAAGCUUCUGCUCUUAUACAUGCGAAUGCUCGGGGAAGAUGGCUGUUCCCUCUGGAGUCAAGAGUUAACCAGCUGUUAUCCAGCACGGUCUUUGUUGAGGAGAGACAACCUUGUCCUGAAUGCAGGUUCGGGUUACCCAACAAGAUGUUGAGAUCCAUUUUCACUUCUAUAUGUGGUUGGUUGGUUGGCUGGCUGGGUGGUUGGCUGGCUUCCUGGCUGGUUGGAAUUCCUGGCUGGCUGGCUGGCUGGCUGGCUUGAUCAGUGAACCAGUUGGAUUAGCCUUCAUGGAGCUUUGAUACUUACGCUUAAUUGUUUAUUUAAUCUAAAUUAAGGAUGUACUUUAUGUAACCAAUGCAGGUGCUGAGGACUCUGUGUGUUUCAUGUGAUGAGAGGGUGUAUAGAUGCAGGGCUGUCUGGAUGGAUGAAUGUUAUGGAUGGAUGAGGCUGUUUGUGAGGUGAAGUACCGUCCCUCUCUAAACCCAUUCUAAACACCGAGCUACUUAUGCAAAUGUUUGCAUGAAAUCAGAUUUGCACAUUGUCUUGUUCAUAUGUUGUACAUACGUAAAACACUCAAAAAGCUUCUUGUUUUCAAGUGUUUGUUGUUUCAUGAACCAAAAAAAUACUAAGAUUUACCAUCAGGAGACUGAUGUGUCUAUUUUAAUGGAGAAAAAAAGCAUCUUUUUAUUCUUGAUCAUGCACAUUUUUAUCAAGGUUUUAAAUCUUUCUGUACCUGUAAAUAAUGUGUGUGCGCAGUAGCAACAGUGAUAUUCCAGGUGUAAAUGCAUGCAUGUAUCCAACAUGGCUUGUUUAAAUAGUGACCAGUCUGUCCACCUGUGACAGCAGCUGGCAGACUCCCUGACACACCUUCCCUCUCCCUGACACUCCUUCCCUCUCCCUGUCACACCUUCCCUCUCCCUGACACGCCUUCCCUCUCCCUGACACACCUGGCCAGGUUCACCCCCCGGCUGGGUCUGGAUCCCGGAGGAUGUUUCUGUUUCAUGAUGCUUUGCGAAGGCGCACAGCCACUGUGUCCUGUCUGCAGAGGCUGGAUCUAGUGAGGUCAUGUUUGUCUUCUACUGUCAUGGAUAUCAGCUUAGACCAAUCACUGUAACUUUCGUAUGAAAUUGUUUUUUUGUUUCUCCAUUUAA
Osmerus eperlanus (European smelt) is the source of this 4651-nucleotide messenger RNA. It is a transcript of the gene fhip2a, whose product is annotated as FHF complex subunit HOOK interacting protein 2. Lineage: Eukaryota; Metazoa; Chordata; Actinopteri; Osmeriformes; Osmeridae. Bases 109 to 2316 code for a protein of 735 amino acids. The transcript is spliced from 17 exons. The record is from RefSeq and is a predicted model, not a curated record.